Molecule: messenger RNA, 2652 nt
Organism: Oxyura jamaicensis (ruddy duck)
Lineage: Eukaryota; Metazoa; Chordata; Aves; Anseriformes; Anatidae
Gene: POFUT1
Product: protein O-fucosyltransferase 1
Exons: 7
Coding region: 75-1220 (381 amino acids)
Biological process (GO): protein O-linked glycosylation via fucose; regulation of Notch signaling pathway; Notch signaling pathway
Cellular component (GO): endoplasmic reticulum
Molecular function (GO): peptide-O-fucosyltransferase activity
Source: RefSeq, a predicted model, not a curated record
CGCGGGGCACGACGGGAAGGGGGCGGCCUCCCGCCGGCCUCCCGCCGACCUCCCGCCUCCCGCUCCCCGCCGCCAUGGCGCCGCCGCUCGCCGUUCUCCUCCUCCUCCUUCUCCUCCCGCCGCUGGCAGCCGGUGGCUGGGACGCGGCCGGGUACCUGCUGUACUGCCCCUGCAUGGGCCGCUUCGGGAACCAGGCCGAGCACCUGCUGGGCGCCCUCGCCUUCGCCCGAGCCCUCAACCGCACGCUGGCCGUGCCGCCGUGGAUCGAGUACCGGCACCACCGGCCGCCCUACACCAACCUGCACGUGCCCUACGAGCAGUACUUCAGGCUGCAGCCGCUGCUGCGCUACCAUCGCGUGCUCAGCCUCGAGGAGUUCAUGGCGGAGCUGGCGCCGCAGCACUGGCGGCCCGGGGAGCGCGUGGCCUACUGCUUCGAGGCGGCGGCACAGAGGAGCGCGGACAGGAGCAGCUGUCCUAUGAAGGAUGGAAAUCCGUUUGGUCCGUUCUGGGAUCAGUUCAAAGUGGAUUUUGAUAAGUCUGAACUCUUCAAGGGAAUCUCCUUCAGUCCUGCGUACAAGGACCAGUGGAUCCAAAGGUUUCCACCAUCCGAGCACCCUGUACUUGCCUUACCUGGGGCUCCAGCCCAGUUCCCGGUGCUGGAGGAGCACCGUCCCCUCCAGAAGUACAUCGUGUGGUCUGACGAAAUGGUGGAGAAAGGAGACGCCUACAUUCACUCCCUGCUGGUUAGGCCGUACGUGGGAAUUCACCUGAGGAUCGGCUCGGAUUGGAAAAAUGCUUGUAACAUGUUAAAGGACGGGACAGCCGGGUCUCACUUUAUGGCUUCGCCUCAGUGCGUGGGCUAUGACCGAAGCGCUGCUGUGCCCCUCACCAUGGACAUGUGCCUGCCGGACCUGCAAGAGAUCAAACGUGCUCUCAAGCUCUGGGUGAAAAAGACAGAAGCUCAGUCUGUUUACAUCGCUACCGAUUCCGAGCCCUACACGAAGGAAAUACAGCAGUUCUUCCAAGGAAAGGUCAGAGUGGUAAGCCUGCAGCCGGAGGUGGCUCAGAUCGAUUUGUAUAUUCUUGGCCAGUCCGAUCACUUCAUCGGGAACUGUGUCUCUUCCUUUACGGCCUUUGUAAAAAGGGAGCGUGACGUGCAUGGAAAACCCUCUUCGUUCUUUGGCAUGGACCACCCGCCAAGGUUACGGGAUGAAUUCUGACCAAGAGAGGAACGGGCUCGAUAGUUCCCAGAGCUCUGAGCGUGGUACCUUGCCGAGGGACCACUCGGGUGCUAGCGGUGUUCUCCACUGUGCAGAGCACGCUGCCGGGCUGCGGCAGGGCUGUUUCCAGCUCCUGGGUGCUCCUCACGGUCACUCUUCUGUCUGACCUCACUUCUGUGUUUCUAGGGCGAAACCAGACAGAAAAGAAACUUUAAAUCAUGAAGUUUAUAGGAAACUGUAAACUAUAUGCACGCAGUUCUUAUGAUGUAGUUCAUGUAUCUCUCCAUCCUCGUUUCUGGGGGUUUGCCACCAAUUACAAAGAAGCUGCUCGGAUUUCCUUUUACCCUUAGUCAAUUUAUCUGGAGAUGCUGAGAAGCUUCUCGUUGUCCAAACCUGACCGUGAGCUCUUGUAAAGUGCAAAUGUUUGUCUGAAAUACCACGGUCCUGAAAAGUGGUGCAAGAUAAAGCUCAGGAUAGGAAAUAAGACCUGGGUUUUAUCGAGCACGGUUAUUGCCUUACUGGACCCACACCACCUCGGUGCCUCGCUUUCUGUGCCCGGUAGCGGGAGAUUCCACUCCCGCCUCGCAGCAGUGCUGUGACAGUGGGCGGCUGUGGAGCAACACCCUGAUCUCUCGGGCGGUGCUAGAGAAGCCUGCUGGUGGUGUGUUUCCUCGUUGCAGUUACGGGUUCGGAUUUUCUUUGUACUGAACUGGGGAAAGGUUUUUUGGAGGGAUGUGGAUGGAAGAUCUUUCGUAGUGGAGCUGGAGACUUAGGGUUCUGUAGCUGUUGAUGUAAGGUGGAAAUCUGUUAGAAAUGUAAUUGUAAGCUAAAACUCCUGAAGUAGCUGUAGCGUGGGUGGGUGCAUGUUUUACCUAGGUCCGUGUUAACGGUUUGUUUUUAUUUCUGUACUCUGUAAAAGCGACCCCUCUGACAACAGAAGUGCUGGCGGUAGGGCUAGUUCCCAGCACGGCUAACUGAAAAGCGUUGGCAAAUGGCAAAACAGACAAAAAGCUUCGGUUUGCCCCAGCGCAGCUUACCUCCGGAACCACAGCAGGGUGUCCAGCAGAAAGACUCGGUUCGGCCACUGCCUCUUUGUCCUCCUGGCGCCUUUUUUGAAUACAGACCGCAGAACUUUGGUUAAUUCCUAAAAGUGCCGCUCGUGAGGCUGUGGUACCGGGGUGGCCACCUCUGCUGCAGCCCAAAUACUUCCCUGGGGUUAAUUCCGGAGGUUUUGGUGUUUUGUUGUUACCGCUGUUACUUUCCGCCCCCCUCCCUGUGCUGUGCAGGAGGCCGGCGGCUCGCUGCCCCCUGCCCGGCCCCCGGCUGCUGCCCGGGGGUGGGCGCGGGCCCCGUCGGGCGGAGCGGGAGAAACAAGGAUUUUUUUUAUAUAAAAAACCCGUAUUUUUCUAACAAUAAAGAGCUUUUGUAGGCA